Archocentrus centrarchus (flier cichlid) is the source of this 1338-nucleotide messenger RNA. RefSeq names its product CD40 molecule, TNF receptor superfamily member 5 (gene cd40). The transcript has 9 exons. Lineage: Eukaryota; Metazoa; Chordata; Actinopteri; Cichliformes; Cichlidae. Gene Ontology annotation, biological process: immune response; apoptotic process; immune response-regulating cell surface receptor signaling pathway. The record is from RefSeq and is a predicted model, not a curated record. Gene Ontology annotation, cellular component: membrane; external side of plasma membrane; CD40 receptor complex. Bases 78 to 986 code for a protein of 302 amino acids. Gene Ontology annotation, molecular function: transmembrane signaling receptor activity; protein binding.
CACGCUGUUAUAAACACGAGACGGCGGCGCCUCAGUGAACACGUCUGGUCUUACACGGUGGCAUACUGCGAUCCUCGAUGCUGCUCUUCAACAUGCAUUUACUAUGGCUGGUAAUGAUGGGGGCUUUCAUGGGAAUGGCUGCUGCUCAGGCCAGCUGUGACCCACGGACUCAAUACGCAAAGGAUGGAGGGUGCUGUCAGAUGUGCGGGCCAGGGACUAGCAUGUCCAACAGCGAUUGUGAGAACCCUCGGUGUGACCCAUGUGGGGAGGAUGAAUUUCAGGAAAAGUAUACAAACGCGUCCAAGUGUGAGCGGCAGCGGUACUGUGAUUCACAUAAAAACUUUGAGGAGCCAGGCCAAAGAAGCAAGACGGAGAAAUACAACUGCAAGUGUAAAUAUGGAUUCCACUGCUCCAGCGAGGAGUGUUUAACCUGUGUCGAACACACACCCUGUGCCCCUGGAUUUGGGGUUAAAUCCAUAGGCAACCACUCAUAUGACACAGUGUGUGAGAGAUGUGCACCGGGUACAUUUUCGAAUGAGACGUCAUGGAGCGGUGUGUGCCACAAAUGGACAAAAUGUGCGGUGGGAGAUCAUGAGGAAGAAAGCGGAACGGACACCACGGACAAAAAAUGCGCAUCAUCGGCACGGAGGCACAUUAUUAUCAUCGUGAUUGUUGUGAUCGCAGUUGUUGUAGUUGUAAUCCUGCUUUUAAUCUACCAAGCAGGAUGCAUAAAACGAAAGGCAAAGGGCUAUUUUAAACCAGAGCCGUGUCAACAACAAGAAACCCCAAAGAUGGAGACCAAAAUCCUCAUGCCAAUGACACCUGAGGAGAAUGACGACAAUGAAGACAGCCACGAGCUGUCAUCAGAGGGCCUAACGGAGAAAGGCAACCGUGUCAUGCAGGAGAGGGGCAAAGAGGAAAUCAUAUCUCGCCAGGAGUCUCAGCUGGAUUCUCAAGAAGACAGUUUUGAGAAGAUAGUUUCUUAAUGUGACAUAUAAUUCAGAAUAUAAAACGCUGUUGUCUCAUUUCAUUUGCACUAAGGUUCUGAGACCUAAACACACACUUAGACUACACCAUACAUGGGGUGCAGUGGUUAACGCAAAUGCCUGAUAGUAUAUCUAUCUAUUCCUAAUAUUACCCAAGAAAAUUUGUGUCUCCAGCUGCAAUUAAACCAACAACACUUGUGUUAACCACUGCAUCACAUAUAUGGUGAGUGCGUUUGUGUGUGUAUGAGUGUAGGGUAAACCCUGUACAGGUCACCAUCCUGUCGCAGGGUCAACACAGAGACAAACAACCAUCCACACUCAUAUUCACACCUCUGGGCAAUUUAGAGAGCCC